Messenger RNA from Cyanistes caeruleus (blue tit), 1008 nucleotides. Lineage: Eukaryota; Metazoa; Chordata; Aves; Passeriformes; Paridae. The record is from RefSeq and is a predicted model, not a curated record.
GGCUGACCCUUCAGCGGCGAGAAUCAUGGACAACUUUGUCUGUUCCCCCUUCAGCACGUACCAGAACUUCAGGAGCAGCCCCGCCGUCGGCCGCGGCUGGGACGCUGCGGCCAAGCAGCCCAGCUGGAAGCAGAGCAAGAGCGGCAGCAUCAGCCCCUUCCUCGGGGGGCCCUUCACGCCGCUGCCCUCCGACUACCUGGACAGCUACCGGCGGGCGCAGCUCGCAGCGCCCACCGAGGAGACACCCAGGGCGGACGGCGGUGAGGAGCAGCAGGAGAGCCCGGCGGGGGCCGCGCUGCCGCCGCGGCAGGAGCCGGUGGGGACGCGGCGAGAGGAGCCGGCGGCUCCCAGGCAGAGAGCUGCCUUCCAGUUCUUGGAGCAGAAGUAUGGCUAUUUCCACUGCAAAGACUGCAAGACCAGAUGGGAGAGUGCUUAUGUGUGGUGCAUUUCUGGAAGCAACAAGGUGUACUUCAAGCAGCUCUGUCGCAAAUGCCAAAAGAGCCUCAAUCCCUAUCGAGUGGAAGCAAUCCAGUGCCAGAUCUGUUCCAAGACUCGUUGUUCUUGCCCUCAGAGGAAGAGACAUAUUGAUCUCAAGAGACCUCAUCGCCAAGAACUCUGUGGCCGCUGUAGAGGCAAAAGGCUGUCCUGUGAUAGCACUUACAGCUUCAAAUACAUUGUCUGAUCCAUGUGCCAUCUUCUGUUUUGUUCUUUGCACUUUGUCUAUUGCAAUGUUUUGACUUAAGGCUUUUGACCUGGCAUUGGAUAAUGGAUGAAGACUUUGGCAUUAUUGUAAAGUAUAGUAAUUUAAAGUAUGUAAUUUCACUGUAUGCAUCCUGUAAAUAAAGUCCCAUAAAAGUUUGCACUAGUUUGAUACCCCUUGGUUUCAUCUUCCUUAGAUGAAAGAGGAAAGUAUACCUGUAAGGAAGCAACCUAUUUGAUUUCCUAAAGAUAGUAAACUUUGUUUUGAUGUCUUCAGGACACACUACAAUAAAAAAGAUUUAAGCUUAA